Messenger RNA from Closterium sp. NIES-67, 3840 nucleotides. Lineage: Eukaryota; Viridiplantae; Streptophyta; Zygnematophyceae; Desmidiales; Closteriaceae. The record is from the annotation of a GenBank genome assembly.
AGUCCAAAGAGUUGGGCAGUGAGAAGUCGGAGUUACGGCAGGAGAAGGCGGCCUUGAAGGUGGAGAUAGAGGCGCUGCAGGCGCAGCUGCAGGACAGGAUCCAAGCACUCAUGCCCUGGAUGCACCAUGCUUCUGUCACUGGUGGUGCGGAUGCUGCCACUGGUGGUGCUGCUGGUGCUGCUGCUGCUGGUGCUAGUGCUGCUGCUGGCACUUUUGGUGCUGAGGAUGCUGCUGCUGCUGCUGCAUGUGCUGGUGCCGGUGCUGCCAAUGCUACCAGUGCUGCCAGUGCUGCUGGUGUCGCUCUUGCACCUGCAUCCCCAGCCUUGGCUCCUACAGCUUCUCACACCCCCUCCCACCCGCACCUCCCCUCCCCUCCUCAGUUUGCACCUGCGUCCCCAGCACUGGCCCCUACAGCUUCGCUUCCCUCUGCUCCUCCUCCCUCUCUCGCUCCUCCUGCUACUACCCCCCCUGCCUCACUGCCCCUUGCAUUCUUUGCUCCCGCUUCUGCUCCUCCUGCUCCCGUUGCUGCUGCUUCGUGCUCGACCCUGCAGCAGCAGCAACAGCAACACCAGCAGCAGCAACAGCACUAUCAUUAUCAACAGCCGCAGCCGCAGCAGCAGCAGCAACAUCAAUACUAUAUGCAACAGCAGCAACAAAAAUCGCAGCAGCAACAGCAACAAGAUCAUUAUCAACGACAGCAGCAGCAGCAGCAGCAGCAGCAGCAGCAGCAGCAACAGCAACAACAACAGCAACAGCAACAGAACCAGCAGUACUAUCAGCAGCAGCAGCAGCAACAACAGCAGCAACAACAGCAACAUCAACAGCAGCAGCAGCAUCAGCAGCAGCAGCAACAACAGCAGCAACAACAGCAACAUCAACAGCAGCAUCAUCAGCAGCAGCAGCAGCAGCAGCAGCAACAACAACAGGAGCAUCAACAGCAGCAGCAGCAGCAGCAGCAGCAGCAGCAGCAGCAGCAGCAGCAGCAGCAACAGCAGCAGCAGCAGCAGCAGUGUGAGCAGCAACUUUUCACAGCUCACUCUUCCGAUCUGCAAGCUCACGCAUUUCUUCCUGCCCACCAGCAAGUUACCGGCCCUCUCACCCACCAGCAAGGCACAGACCCACUCAACCACCAGCAAGGCACAGGCUCACUCACCCACCAGCAGCACACAGGUAACCAGCAGCACACAGGUAACCAGCAGCACACAGGUAACCAGCAGCACACAGGUAACCAGCAGCACACAGGUAACCAGCAGCACACAGGUAGCCAGCAGCACACAGGUAGCCAGCAGCACACAGGUAGCCAGCAGCACACAGGUAGCCAGCAGCACACAGGUAGCCAGCAGCACACAGGUAGCCAGCAGCACACAGGUAGCCAGCAGCACACAGGUAGCCAGCAGCACACAGGUAGCCAGCAGCACACAGGUAGCCAGUCACACAACCACAGUCUACCCCCUCCUCCUCCUGCUCCUGUUCCUGCUGCUGCUCCCCCCCGUCUUCCUCCCCCUCUAAACCCUCCUGUUCCUCCUCCUGCCCCUCCCCAUCUUCCUCCUCUGAAUUUUCCUCUUCAUAUUCCCCCUCCUCCCCCCCAUCUCCUGCAUCCGCAGCAGCAGCUAGUGCAGCAGCAACAGCAGCAGCAGCAGCAGCGACCGCAGCAGCUUGGAAUUCCAAAAAGCUUUCGCAUGGGUAACCCCACGUACACCACGCCCACACACAGCACUCCCGCACUUUCUACCCACUCGCUCACGAUUCAACCACACACUACACAUGCGCCUAUGCAGACAGGUCAGCAAUGGAGUGCGACAGGUCAGCAAGGGAGAGCGGCCGGGCAGCAAGGACAUGUGGCUGGGCAGCAAGGAAAUGUGGCCGGGCAGCACGGAAAUGUGGCCGGGCAGCAAGGAAAUGUGGCCGGGCAGCAAGGAAAUGUGGCUGGGCAGCAAGGAAAUGUGGCUGGACAGCUCUCACUGUCACUGGCAUCAUUGUUGCAGUCCCCUUUGGUUGCCGGUCAACCCAGUCAACACAGUCAACCCAGUCAACCCAGUCAACACAGUCAACCCAGUCAGCCCAGUCAACCUGGUGCAAGAGGGCAGCAGCAGCAACAGCAGCAUUUUGAGAGGUGGACGCAACAACAGACAGGAGCGCAGAGCCGCGUGGCACAACCGCUGCUGAAGAUUCCUCCUCCUCUCCGGGUGCCACGACUACCGCACAUGCAACAAGCGCAACAGCCACAGCAGGCACAGCAACAAGCACAGCAACAUCAUCAGCAUCAGCCGUUGAAUCAGCAACAGCAACAUCAGCAGCAGCAACAACAGCAGCACCAGCAGCAGCAACCGCAGCAACCACCAGCACUGGUUCUCCCUUUGCCAAACACCACACCUCGCAACUGCACGCCUGCAGUCACCACCCCUGCUGACUUCAAUGCCACUACUAACGUUGCCAAGACAGCCAGUGUUGCUAGCACUGCUCGCAUUGCCAACGCUGCUAAUGCGAAUACUGGUAGGGUUGCUAGCACUGCCAAUGCUGCGAGUGCAUCAGGCACUGCUGCUAGCAGCCCCAGCCGGAGCGGGCUUCUGAGGCUGCCUCUUGCUCCCAGCCCCAGAGCGCUUUCACGCACCAUAAGCCCACCCGGCACAGGACCGACGGGUAAAUUACCCAGAAAAUUGUUGAUUCCCCCUAUGUUGAGCCCUAGAUCAGUGGCGGCACAACAGAUGGGUAAAUCACACGUACUGUUGAUAAGUCCGCCCAGAGUAAGCUCCAGGCAGAAUCAGCUUACACCUGUUGCACACACAACGACGCCAGCCUGUGCUGGAACAGUCACUGGUGCUCCAACUGUAACCGGUGCUGCUAUGGUAACUGGUGCUGCAACCAUUACAAGGCCAGCAGGAGCUGCUGGUGCAGGGAGGACUCCUGGCACCAGCAACGGACCUCUCAUCAGUCCCUUUUCUCACGGUGCCACAGCCGUGCCUACUGCUGUUGCUACAGCCAUACCUAGUGCUGCUGCCUCAGCAUUUCCUGCUGCUGCUGCGUCAGCAGCUCCUGCUGCUACAGCCGUGCCUACUGCUGCUGCUAUAGCCGUGCCUACUGCUUCUACAGACGUGCUGAGUGCUGCGACAGCAAUAUCUCCUGCUGCUGGACCUCCUUUGCUCGCUGCAACAACCGUUCCUCCUCCCACCCCUGCUGCUGCUGCUGCUGCUACAACUGCUUCUACAACUCCUGCUGCUACAAGUGCUGCUACUGCUGCUGCUGCAGCAGCCACUUCUGCUUUGCCCGCCACAGCCGCAGCAACGUCUUCCCCGCAGCAGUGACAAGAGCAGCAGCCACUGGUGCAGGAGCAGGGGCAGAUGAAACACUGGCAGCAGAAGGAACAGGAGCAGCUUGGGAGAGCAGCUGGAGAGGAGACUCAAUACUGCAGCAACAGGACGAGCAGCAGGAGCAGGAGCAGGGGCAGCUAAAACUAUGGCAGCAGAACGAACAGGCGCAGCUUAAGAGAGGAGCUGGAGGGACAGAUUUCUCAUACUGACAGUCUCGCCUUGACCCUUGUGACCUAGUCGGUCAGCCUCCUACACGGGUUUUCAAAGAACCUCCAUCUACCACUUGCUCCGUUACAAGGUUGAGCAUAUACGGAUUAUCUUGAGCGCACAGCGGGCUUGAAUGAAAUGCAGAAGCCUGCACGUGUGUGCGCUGCUCAUUGCCUCAGCUUGAUACCAUGAAUUGUUAUGGCAUGGGAUAGGUGUGUCAAAGUAAGAACUGAAUGAUCAACUAGAAGGAGAAACCUAGAACAAAUACUAGUUGGUUGUACUCACUAGAAGCAUACCUCAGUCUAGUCUAUAACUUCUACAUAGC